AUACAAAAUAAUAAUCAGUGCGUACUUGUCAUCGUAUUGUUUUGUGUGGAAAGAGAUUUUAGUGGAGCAGAAACACGAACUCUAGCGCGUGAGAGGCACUUUACUGCCAUGCUGCACCACCUGGAUGUUUUGAACAGGUCUCUUUUUAUCCCCUGACAUUUUUUUCAAUGCACUGAAAUUGAUUUAGUUCAUGGACAACAUCACUGGAACAUAUAAUGGAUUAAAGACGGACAUCAAAAGAGCAUCAAGGACCAACUACUGUUGCAAAAUAUUUCAAUAGAUAUCUUUUUUUUACGCGCUGCAUCCAGACGCGCAUCUUUCUGACUUCCAUCAGCAUCAUACUGCGAUCCUGAAGCGGUGAAGGCGAAAGUGGAGCGCAGAUGACUUUCGCGCGAUAUUUGGGUCUCAUUUGCAUUUGCUGAAAUAGAACAGAACAGAAAAGAAGAAAGGAGAGGAGAGGAGAAAGAAAGCAGGAAGACCAUGAAGAUGUCCCCUCCAGACCGAAGGAAAAGCAUGCGCGAGCUGGCGCUGGAGAUCGGAAUCCGAGUGAUGCUCUUCGGAGUUUUCGCGUUCACUGAGUUCCUGGAGCCAUUUGAAAGAGUUAUUCAGCCAGAGGAGCUGUGGCUCUACAAGAACCCUCUGGUUGAAUCAGAUCUCAUCCCCAAGAGAGUCAUGUUUGCUAUAUCAUUCCUGACCCCACUGGCUGUGAUUUUUGUGGUGAAGAUCAUACGACGAACAGAUAAGACUGAAAUCAAAGAGGCAUGUUUGGCUGUGUCUCUCGCACUAGCACUGAACGGCGUCUUCACAAACACCAUUAAGCUGAUAGUCGGCAGGCCAAGACCAGAUUACUUUGACCGCUGCUUCCCAGACGGCCAGAUGAAUGCGAAAAUGCUGUGCACGGGAGAACCAGGCUUGGUGUCAGAGGGCCGAAAGAGUUUUCCCAGCAGCCACUCUUCCUUUGCUUUCUCUGGCCUGGGCUUCACCUCCUUUUACUUAGCUGGGAAGCUGCACUGUUUCACCGAUAGCGGCCGUGGACGCAGCUGGCGCCUCUGUGCCAUGAUCCUGCCCCUCUACAGUGCAAUGAUGAUCGCUCUGUCUCGCACCUGUGACUACAAACAUCACUGGCAAGAUGCUUUUGUUGGUGGUGUGAUCGGCCUACUGUUUGCCUACAUCUGCUACCGGCAGCACUACCCACCGUUUCUCCACACAGACUGCCACCUGCCUUAUGCCAGCCUGGCACUGAGCACCACCCGACAUGCGCCAGUCUCCCAGGAGGUACCUCAGGCCACGGACAAUGCAACGAGCCUGCCUCUGGAGGGCAUCACCGAGGGGCCUGUAUGACUAAUGGAGUCCCCGUCCUUCACCGCCCGCUUGGUAUGACCCACACAGACUGGCUGACUCUUGUACAUUCCAGUGGGUCGUCCAGUUCCUGUUCAUUUUAUCCUUUGCUGGUCCUCUUUCUUUUUCAGUCUCGUGCUUAGUAUUGAUUUACCAGCCUUAUUUGAGACACACACACUAUACAUUUUGAUGAAGAAUGUAAACUACUGUAUAUUUGUGUAGUGGAAAAGAGAGAUUAGAAAAAAGAAAGAAAGACUCAAUGUAAAA
Molecule: messenger RNA, 1605 nt
Organism: Clarias gariepinus (North African catfish)
Lineage: Eukaryota; Metazoa; Chordata; Actinopteri; Siluriformes; Clariidae
Gene: plpp4
Product: phospholipid phosphatase 4
Exons: 7
Coding region: 481-1341 (286 amino acids)
Biological process (GO): phospholipid metabolic process
Molecular function (GO): phosphatidate phosphatase activity
Source: RefSeq, a predicted model, not a curated record